This is a messenger RNA of Arctia plantaginis, 1740 nucleotides long. Lineage: Eukaryota; Metazoa; Arthropoda; Insecta; Lepidoptera; Erebidae. The record is from the annotation of a GenBank genome assembly.
AUGAGAAAUGAGCGCGACCCCAAUCGCCCACAGGGGUCGGAGAGGGCGCGAAUCCGCACCCCUGGCACUCGUGACACCGCUCAAGCGAGCGAAGUCGGCAGUGGCUGGGUGUGUCCGGAAUGUGAGCGAGCGUUCACAACCAAAAUUGGAUUGGGUGUGCAUAAAAGGCGCGCCCAUCCUUUGACGACCAACAUCGACGCUGCCCCUGCGCAGAUCAAGCGGCGGUGGCGAGAAGAGGAGGUGGCCUUGCUGGCGAAGACGGAAGCGCGUCUGGUGAGGGAGGGUGCUCAGUGUACAAAUCAACAACUGGCUCAAAUACUGCCCCAAUUAGGCAGAACGGUGGAGGCUAUUAAAGGCAAGAGGAGGGGGGUCGAUUAUAAGAAGGCGGUCCAGUGGUGGUUGAACACGCAAAAGGAGCAGACCCCCCUAGUAACAACCACAAGGGAAGAACCGGAGCCUAGUAACACUGAGCAUCCAACCGCACCGGGUGCGCCCAUGACGGAACUGGCGGCACCUCUUCGAAGUACGCCCAGAGCUGCGUCUGUGCAGUUACAAUCCACCGAGACCGGUGACGCGGAAGUACUCUCGGAACUUUUUGAGCUGGCCGAGAGGAGAAACGCGAGGUCCGCUACGGUGAGAGGGCGGCGUCGAAGGCAUCGAACAAUGGACUUGAGAGUGACCACACUAGCUGGUCUGUCCUCCCGGAAACGGCGUAGGAUGGAGUAUGCUAGGGUGCAGGAGUUGUGGCGGAAGUGCCCUAGUCGCGCAGCUGCCGAAAUCAUCGACGGCCAGAGCCGCGGUGUGAGGCACAGCCUUGAUGAACUGGAAGCCUACUGGCGGCCAAUCAUUGAGACUGUGUCGGACGCCCCGGGCCCCGCUCCGGAAGCUUUGCGUAAAGCGAAGCACUCCGCGCAGCAUGGGGAGCUCGUCGAUGUCGAGCGGCUGAUGAUGCCCUUUUCCGUUGAGGAAGUGAGGGCGUCGCGGGUUGACGGGCGCUCCGCACCCGGUCCGGACGGGAUAGUCCCGGGGGACUGGAACGCAAUUCCUGCUGAGACCCAGGCUACCCUGUUCAAUGCGAAGUCGGCUAUAGGCUGGGAAAAUGAGCAAGUCUCGGCUCUGGCCUACGCUGACGACCUGGUCCUGCUUGCCGGGAUCGGUGGUGGGAAUGCAGUCGUCCAUCGACAGUGUGGUCGAGAGCGGGAGAACGAUGGGACUCCAUGUGAGCCAUGCCAAGAGCUCCGUUCUAUCGAUGGAGUAGACUUCCAGGCGUCUGGAUGCCUCACGUUAGAGCACGAUAUCAGAAGAGCCUUAAACAACAUCUCUAGGGCUCCCCUGAAGCCGCAGCAGCGGCUCGAAAUAGUAAGGGUGCACCUGAUUCCGAGGUUCCUGCACGGUUUCGUGUUGGGAACGAUAAUGGAUGACAGGUUGAGGAUGCUCGACGUGCAGAUCCGGAGUGUGGUCCGUCAAUGGCUCAGGCUCCCGAAGGAUGUACCCACUGGGUAUUUCCACGCGGCGACCAAGGACGGAGGCUUAGCGGUCCCAUCUCUGAGGACGUGUGUGCCGGAUCUCAUUGUUAAGAGAUUCGGGCGCAUGGCGUCCUCGGGAUGUUCAGUGGCAAGAGCAGCCGCCAGAUCUGACAUGAUCCGAAGGAAGCUGCAGUGGGCAAACAAACGUUUGCAGAAACUCACACGGGAGGGUCCGACAGCCGGAGAAACGGACAACGGCUAUGUAUUGGCGUGA